Sebastes umbrosus (honeycomb rockfish) is the source of this 3025-nucleotide messenger RNA. RefSeq names its product neurexophilin-1. Bases 971 to 1849 code for a protein of 292 amino acids. The transcript has 2 exons. The record is from RefSeq and is a predicted model, not a curated record. Gene Ontology annotation, molecular function: signaling receptor binding. Lineage: Eukaryota; Metazoa; Chordata; Actinopteri; Perciformes; Sebastidae.
GAAGAAAAAAAAAAAAAAAAAAAACUGAUUUUCUUAAUAUACCUGAUUUGGUAAAAAACCUGACAAACCUAAUUUUUAUAUAAUCACAGAAUAUAUUAGCUUUGUUAUUUGGCAUAAAAACUUAAACCUAAAUAAGUCGCUUACUUCUGCACAUUAUGAGUAAUGAUUAAUAGUCCAUAUUCAUAAUAAAUGUUGUGAAUAAGCGGGUAUUGAAAGUUGCCACAUGUCAAUAUGACGACUAAAUACUAGUCUUGUCCAGUUUUUAAAUACUUCAAUGGAACACAGCACACAGUAUAAACUACAUGUAGACAUAAAAAGAGGACUAAAUGUAAUUGGGGUCAUGUAAGAAAAGAAGCUGUGAUUGAAAGCUCUGACUCCAUCAUGUGCAGCGCCACCAUCUCAACAUGAGAUCAACAUGGCAGCUUCAUGUAUCUCUCUGAUGUUCACAACAUCUCGGGGGGUUAAAAGCCACUGCAGCUGACGACCACUAGAUGUCAGCCCCUGACGAUGUUAAAAGAAAAGUUGUUUCUCAAAAGUCUAUAAUGUGAACCUCCUUCUCUGCUCCCCCUCUUUCUCCUCCAUCCCUCCCUCCUUCCUCACUCACUCUAUUUGUCUCUCCAUCCCUCCCCCCACUCUCCUCUCUCUCUCUCUCUCUCUCUCUCUCUGAACCUCAAAGCUCACUAUAUAAAACAUCCCUCCACACUGACACUCAGAUGUACAAACACCUCGCUUCUCGCCACAACGCCUCCAAACCUUGCGUCCAAAAUCACCCCAAGUAGACACUUGAAGCGUUUUUGAAACGGCAGACAUCUGACCCCUCCUGAAUGAGCCUGAGGAGAUUCAUCUCUGCUCUCCAGCCUCAGGACCGCCUCUCCUCACACUCUGUAUUUCUCCUACAAGUUCGGCAGCUGAUCCCGGCUCAGUCAGAGGGAGAUUUUUUUGCUGCUGAGAAGAUCAAGGACAGUUUGACAUGAGGGGGGACGCUCCACAAAGAGACAUGAAGACCACAUGUCUGUGGGCUGCUGCUCUGCUGCUGUCACUCGUCUCUCUGGUGACCAGUGCUGAUUCACCAAGUUCAGGAAAUUCUGACUUGAGAGAGAGCUCAAAAUCCAAAAUGAAGACCUACUGGACCGACAGCAGCAAGGCUGUCUCCAUCAGCCGUCUGCUGUCCCAGAACCUCUACGGCAAAGAGAACUUCUCCUCUCUGGAUCUGAACUACGACGAGGCAGACUCGUUCUCAAAGCAGGAGCAGUGGAACUGGCUUUACAACGCUUCAAACCCCCGCGACCCUCGAUCCAGGACAAAAAGGAGGCCCAUCGUCAAGACAGGAAAGUUCAAGAAGAUGUUCGGUUGGGGCGACUUCCAUUCCAACAUCAAGACGGUGAAGCUCAACCUUCUCAUCACUGGUAAAAUCGUGGAUCAUGGUAACGGGACAUUCAGCGUCUACUUCCGCCACAACUCAACCGGCCAGGGCAAUGUGUCCGUGGGACUUGUUCCACCAACCAAAGCUGUGGAGUUCCAGGUCCACCAGCAGUUCCACCACCAUCACCAGCAGCAGCAGCAACAGCAGCAGCAGACGGCUCUGGAGACCAAGGACAACAAGCUGUUCAACUGCAGGGUGGAGUACGAGAAGGUGGAGAAGGGCACCAGGAACUCACUGUGUGCCCACGACCCCUCGCAGAGCUGCCCGCAGGAGCAGACCCAGAGCCACGUGUCCUGGCUGUGCUCCAAGCCCUUUAAGGUCAUCUGCAUCUUCAUCACCUUCUACAGCACUGACUACAAGCUGGUGCAGAAGGUGUGUCCAGAUUACAACUACCACAGUGACACCCCGUACCUCCCCACGGGGUGAUCGCAUGAACAGACGAGGACUCAAAAAAAAGAAGAAAAAAAAAAGACAGAGACAGGCUGUCGGGUCCUGAGCGAUGUCAGAUUAUUCGAAUGAAAAUGGAGUCAAGACACUUCAAACUUGAGACGUUGACAGGCAUUAUUACAGCUAACAUAUCCUUGACGCAAGACUGAUAUUGCUCCAAUGAACAGACCUACCCCGAGGUCAUUAUGAGAGCAUUUAGGGAAGCAUUUAUAGGCUUGCAAUACUCAUAUUAUAUGCAUAGCUGCUUACAUCGAAAGGAAUUUCUCAAGCCAACUGUAAAAAUAUGCUGAUUGUAUUUAUGUAAAUAUUGUGGGUUUCACACAAAGACCAGAAAACAAUUUUAUUAAUGUUUUCUCCUGCUAAUUUAGUUGUUUAUGUUGAUAGUGUAUUUCCGUCUCAAUCAUGCUUUCUGUCUUUUCCAAUCAGUCUCUGGUAAUCAUUGCAAACACGUAAAUGUCAAUGCAAAUAAGAAGAAUCUGUCAGUAUGCAUUAGAGGGCAUAAUGGAAAAAGCAAACAUAUUUUGAGUGGUGUUGUUUUUCUGCAGUGUGAUUGUUAGAGUGAAUAUACCUCUCUGAUAUAUUGUUGUUGGAAUCUCGUCCAUGUCCGUGCAUGAACCGAAUGUGGUAAACAACUGAAUAACGUCCAUCUAUAUUUUCAUGUUAUUGCAGCUGUCAGAAAUAAUCUUCAUCAAGUCUCCGGGGAAAAAGAAAAGUACUUCUAUUUCAAUUCUGUGUUAUGUGUUAGCAGUUUUUAAAGCCGUGGUAAAUGACACCAAUGGAGGGCUCCAAUCAGAUCAAACAUACAAGCAAGUAAAUGUUGCAAUAAAUAAAUAAAACUUGCAGAAAACACACAAGACAACAGAGAUAAAGAAGAAUUUUCUGCACUGCUCCUUAAAAAAUAUUAAAACAUAACUGUGCACCUGUUUUCUCAGUCCUGCAUUUCCAUUUUAGACAUGUAGACGUUGCUCUCGUUUUUGUGACUGACAACAAGUCCAGUAUAAUAGAUUUCAACCCUUGCAUCACUAACAUGACAAGCAGCAGAGUAGUAAGAGGUGUCAGAGCCACAGUGCCCCCGCAGAAUCCAAAAAUAACUAUCUGUACACACUGGAGUAAUCAUUUAUAUAAAAAAAAAAAAGUGCCGGAUGAUGAAGAAAA